Messenger RNA from Homarus americanus (American lobster), 2226 nucleotides. RefSeq names its product carbohydrate sulfotransferase 11-like. Gene Ontology annotation, molecular function: sulfotransferase activity. The coding region runs from base 427 to 1797 and encodes 456 amino acids. Gene Ontology annotation, biological process: carbohydrate biosynthetic process. The transcript is spliced from 6 exons. The record is from RefSeq and is a predicted model, not a curated record. NCBI's taxonomy places the organism in Eukaryota, Metazoa, Arthropoda, Malacostraca, Decapoda, Nephropidae. Gene Ontology annotation, cellular component: membrane.
CAGUUCACGUAACACAUCCCGGCAGCUCAGUCAUGGAGUUGCUGUGGGAGAAGAAGCAUUGUACCACUUCAUGGGACAACUGCUCAAGUGCUUAGUAUUAUUUCCAAGACGUUUUUAGGCCUUAAAAUGGACCAAUUCUGCGAGAAGUGUACCUGAAAACGUUUAUUAGUGUAUUGAAGAUGUAUUUAACUUUAGUGAAUAAAUUUCGACUUGGGUUGUGUACGAGUGUAUAUCCUGCGAUGUUCUGUGAUAUGACCUUAGUCAUAAUAUAAUAUAAUGUACAAUACUCUUAAAAAUACAUCAAUAUAACCACUUGUACGAUACUAUACAUUCACGUUCAUAUUAGAUGUAUAAUAAUGACAUAAAAAUAUAACUAAAUACAAGAUAAACUCCUAAGAUAUACCACACACGUCUUCUGGAUUCAAGAUGGGACACUUCAAACUUUCUCGAGUCGUCAUAAUAACUUCCACACUGUUGUUCUGCUCGUGUUUCUUCCUUGUCCUGCAAUCUGCCAACCACCACGGCGAUAAUUUAAUGCGAAAACCCCAAAUCGUCUUAAAUUCGCUAUAUAAUUUGUCGUAUGGCAUCGUGCAGCGGGAAGACAGGACCCAGCUAUCAAUUUCCAAUCUGAAAGAAAACAUGAAAAAAGGAACAAGUUCUCGUUUGGAUCAUGCAUUGAAGGAAGAUAAGAAAGACGUAACUUGGACUGAAAGAAUGAAAGAAAAACUGAAAAAUGACCAGAAAAUAGGAUCUGCUGGCAGUGAAUCCCACACCAAGGAGUCCUGGACACCCAAGACCAACCUACUGCCUCCCGGAGUGACUUGGCAGGAAUUCAGGACCUUCUUUCAACAGCAGGGUGAAGAUGGGGUCAAGUCGAGAAUGAGGGUGAAGGAGGUGUGUGAGCUGUACCAGGAAGGCGUCUUGGAUGACCCUCCCAAUGCCGCCUCUUACAGUAGAAUCUACCAACACCUUCUUCACCAUCCAAGAUAUCGACUCGUUUAUUGUCCAGUGUGGAAGUCUAUGUCCACCUCCUGGGACGAAUACUUCCUGCAGAUGGACCAAGAGGAGGAAGACACAACCACCAACGAAGUAAACACCUCCAGCGAACACCAGACCAGCGACCGUCUCUCAAAACAUAACGAGAUGAGCGGCAGCGUGAAGCGAGAGGCCAGAGGUCGGUUCCAGUUACCACUGAAGAAAAAGCGUGCUAGGGGCGUGAUCAGAGACUCCCGGUGUGUUGUGAUGAUCGUCAGGCACCCGCUUCAGAGACUCGUUUCAGCCUAUAGGGACAAGAUGAUGGCUCGCAACUCCACCGUCAGGGACUACCUUUACCUGAGGACCAUUAUUAAACACAGGUAUCGCAGCAUCACGAACAGCAACAACGCCGCCAGCACCACCACCACCUCACCGUCUUUCUCAGAGUUCGUGGACUUUGUGCUGGACGAGUGGCGGUCCUCUGAUCCCAGACCUGCCACCUGGCGGGAGUGGUCGAGGGACUGGCACCCUAUAUACUACCUGUGUCAUCCUUGCUUAAUUAAUUAUACUCAUAUACUCAGAUACGAGACCUACAACAUGGAUCUGAAGGAGUUCCGUCAGCAGUGCAAGUUAGAGGGGGUGAGGCUGGAGGGCACACAUCACCACCAACUAGGGAACACGUCCUCCUCACAGGUGGAACAGGACCUCUACGGCCAGCUGACUCACUCCCAGAUCUUACAACUCGCCCAGGUCUACUUCAUCGACUUGGUCAUGUUUGGCUACAACGUGACUAAGUACCUCCAGUUCGCCAGACCAGAUUGAAAGGCGAUAAACACGGUGUUAUUCUUACACCUUUGAUAGACCAGAUUAUAAGUGUCUUAUACGCUCCACUUCAUUAGACUGAUUACAAAUAGACUUAAAGGUGGCGAAUGGGACGCCACUUUUAGUUAUAACUUGGCUAGUUCUCUCCACUUUGCCAUAACUACCAUAAUUUAAAUGGUAUCUGAAUAAAAUACAAUACUAACUAUCGUCAAUUCGCUCUAUUGCAAAAAGUGAACUAAAUAUUUAGCUAUAAACCAAUUUAAUACCUCCAUUAUAAAGUAAACGUUUUAUUUCUAACAGCAAACUAAAAGGAACAGGAUAAUAGGCCUACAUGAGGUUGACAUAGGCCUAUUUGUGGAGCGACUGUAGACGUCAUGUUUGUUUUUGAAUGUCAAAAAAACAAACCUCAAUUACAUUAUUUUAUAACAA